AUGGAUCCAUAUUAUCAGUACUAUCAACCUCAGACUUGGUUCUAUCAGCCUGAACAUCAGUACUACCCACCUGUGGAUCAAUCAAAUUUUAGGUCUGAGGUUGCACAUAGUCAGUUUACUGACUCAUAUCCAGCACAUCAAGGCCCACAGGGAGUUCAAAUUGAUUAUAUAGCUAUGCGGAAAAAGAUUCGUGGCAUUCAACAAUUCAAGGAGGAGACAUUGCAUGAAUAUUGGAAGAGAUUUAAGGAACUUUGCUCUAGUUGUCCUCAACAUCAAAUUAGUGAUCAGUUGCUUGUCCUACAUUUUUAUGAUGGAUUGUUUCCGUUUGAUUUGUACAUGGUGGAUAAAGCUAGUGGAGGGCCCUUGAUUGAUAAAACUCCUGAUGAAGCUAUAAAACUUUUGGAAACCAUGGCUGCCAACCCUCAACAAUUUAGAAAUGGACAACUAGUUACCAUAAGAGUUGAUGAGAUUAUUCCUACGGAUGUAGAGGUGCCUGAGCAAAGGAAUUGUAUUGUUUUUGACAGGCAUGAUCUUGAUUUUAUUAUUUCACAGGAGUCCUCUAAUACUUCUUGUUGUGAUGUUGUAGUUGUAAAAAUUUCUGACUCUACUGAUAAUGUUGUUGUAGAUGUUGUUGAUGAUGUAGGUACUGAUGUAGAUGAUGAUGUAAGUGUAGGGGAUUGCACAUUGGAAGCAAUACCUCAAGAAUCACCUGAACUAGAUGUGGAUGAUGAGAGUGUAGGGACUUGUAUUAUGGAGGCAAGAACCCAAGAAUCACUAUCUGUGGUUGUACAUUCACCUGAGUCAAAACCAGAGUCUAAGCUAUUAUCUGAUGAUGAGGAGGUCACAACCAUCAUUUUAGAACCUCCAGGAGAAUAUAAGCUUCCGGAGUGGAUGCUUAAAUUGAAUCGUCUUCAACCUCCAGGGCAAAUUUUCAAGGAGCACAUGGUGGGAGGAGAGGUCUUGACUUCAAUGCACAAUAUUCCACUUCCAAAGUGGAUUUCGUACCUUAACCGACUCCAACCACCGGGAAGAACCAUUCCAAUACCAGCGUGGAUUCUUCUUCUUAAUCUUCUUCAACCACCCGGAAUUAAGGGGAGUUUGUUCCUUCCUUUUAUUUUUGCUUAACACAUUUCUUUAGUUUCAUACUUUACCAUUGCAUUUUACUUUCACACUUUGCAUUUUGUUUGGUACAUAGCAUGUUAUUUUGAAUAAAAGUCUCCAUGGGAAUUUCUAAGUAAUACUUUUACAAUGGUAAAAGUUCUUUAAGUUUGACCAUCAAGUUUAGGUCAUCUUACAUGAUUGAAUACUUUACUUGCAUGAUAUUGGUUAGUGUGGUGAUGGAUUCCAUUUUGAUUAAUUGAGUUUGAUUGCAAAAAAAAAAAAAAAUUACCUAAAGAGGACCACUUUAAGCCUAUACUUAAUUAUUCUUUUGUGUGGCAUGCACUCACAACAAUUGAAACUCUAGAACUUGCUUAGUUUCUUUUCAAAAUCACAAUAAUAAUUGUAUGCAUGAACAUGAUAAAGGAUAUUUCUUUCCUAUUCUUUGAUUUCUAUUCUCAUUCUUUGAUUUCUAUUCCUUCCGAAUUCUAGUUGAAAAAAUUCAUGCAACAUUGUUACUUUCCACCAUAUUUGCUUUGCCUUCAUUCUUUUGAGAGUUUGGUUGAAUUCUUGAUGAGUUAGAUUGCCAAGAUGGACAAAGGAUUAAGUGUGGGGGAUGUUAUGUGUUGGGAAUUUAUGGAAGUCAAAAUCGAUUAGAAAUUCUGAGAUUGGUGAAUUUUGUAAAAAGUGCUUGAUAAAUACUUGAAGAAAAGGGCAUUAGUUUAAAAUCAAGUGCAGUUUUUGCUUAUAUCAGAGCCUUGGACAUCAGUUUCAAAAUUAUGAGUUGCUAUUUAGUUCCUAUUGUUGGGAUUGGAAAAUGCUAAAUAUGAAAAAAAAAAAAAAAAGGCUGCUGGAUUGUGCAGCAGUGUAGAAUAUGAGAAUAUGUAUCAUUGACAGUUUGUGCCAAGUUUUCUUGUAAACCUUUAAUCAAUGAAAGGUUCAAGUGAAGCUCUUAUCUUUCUACUGCCAAGUGGCUCCUUCCUAAGCCUUCUAUGGUUUAAAGAGAUGCAUCAUGUUUCGUAAGUUGAUUUUAAUUCAAAGUACUUGACAAAGUUUGAAAUCAUGUGGGGAAAAAUUCAAUUCAAGAAUAAUAGCAGUGGAUGUAUCAGUUCAAGAUCUUGCGUUUCAAACUUGUUGAGCCAAAUUGCUGAAGCUAUUUUUGAUCAAUAUUAUUUGGAACUCAAGUUCUAACCAAUGCAUUACUAAAUGAAAUUCUUCAUCAAGGUUAAUUUCUCAGGCAAGGCUCUCAUAGGUUCUGAUUUCUGAAACUAAAAUUGUAUCAAUUCUGAAACUGAACUUCUUGAAUUAAGGUAUCCAGGAAUCAACAGUAGUGGAACCGUGCUUACAUAUUUGAGGUAUCAGCUAUUAAAUAACAGGAGUCAUGUGUUAAUAAGAGGUAAGAAACAUUGACAGAGAAGAGACCCAGAAUUUGCUGAUUACUUUGACUUUUAAUACUGAAACUUAUUCCAGUAAGUUGGUACUGUUGUGCUGUGGAAAAGUUGGGUUGUGGACAGAAUUUAGACUAUUAUGUGCCAAAGUUUAUAGAUUUUUUUUUAUCAUAACCGGUCCAAGUUAGGUUCCUGCCAUUUUAGUAACUAAAUGCCACCAAUUCAAAUGCAUGAAAGGCAUCAGAUUCAGUUAAACAUUCUCAGAGUUCAACUUCAAUUGUCAAAGGUUUCAAAAUUCUAGAAAUCAGAUACAGAUUCAAAUCUAAGGAAUUCCUGCAUUUCAGAAAUUUUGCAAACAUGUAAUUUCUGCAGAUUCUGAAUUCCUCAAUCCAGAAAAUUUCAAGUUCUCAAUCUUGACAGAAUUUGAGAGAUUCAUUUGCUUGGAUUUGUAUUUGAGUUCCUGGGAAUAAGUCUUCUUCAAUUCUGAGUUGCAAUUAUUAAAGAUUAGUAUCUAAGUUGCAAUUGUUUCAGUUCAAGGGAUUGCUGAGAAUGAAGAAUUUGAGCUCUGGAAAAUGUGAAGGCAAAACUAGAAAAUAAUUCAAUUCUGAAUUGUUGUUUAAGCUUGGUUUGGUUCCCUACUAAUGCAAUGGAAUGCACUCCUCUAGCUGGUUGGAAAUGAUGGUCAUAUGCAGAGGAAGAAAGGAAACAAAUUUAGAGUCAUAGAUUCUGAAUUCUGAAAUCAGAUUCUGUUGUGUAACUCUGGGAUUUGUGGAGCUGAGUUUACUUAAGUGCAAGGGCUGGAUGUAACUAACUGUUGGGGAAACUGAACUCACAUAAAACUCAAUGAAGUGCUAGUUCUGAAAUUGAUCUUUCUGUGCCAAUUUUUGGAACUUAGUUUUUAGCCAAAUUAAUUGAAUUCAAGCUGUGGUAACAACCAUUAAUAGAUCUGAUUCUUGUAAGCUUACCUUAGUUUUGCUGAAAUUGUUUUCUCAAGUUCUGAUUUGUAGCUUGAGAAAUUGAAAUCACAUUGAAUUCCAGUUGCUGAAACUUAAUACACAAACCUGAUAUUUGCUGAAUUGCUGAAAUUCUGCGCAAGCUGCAUGAUUAAAAUCAGAGUGCUUCAGCAUUCUUGAAAUCUGAUUUCUGAAAUUGGAUUAUAGUAGUUGGUAUAGUUAGCAAUUCCUCCAUCUGAGCAGCAGGAUGAUAGUGCAGAAAUUCCAGCAAGUCAAGUUUUCAACAGUCUCUGAAGUUUAAACCAAAAUUUCAGCAACUAGUUGUUUCUGAAAUAGAGCUCAAGAAAUGAAAUUUGUUGCUGCUGAAGACUUAGAAUCAUUCAUAUCUGAAACUGAAAUGUUGGAGAAUGCAUUAAAGAUAAACAACUUAAAGGAACCGUGGAGUAUCAAAUUGAUUGCAGGUUCAAUGUUGCGGAGCUAGUUUCUGCUGAGCUUGAUUGCAGAGAAAAAUAGAGAAGCUCUUUCAUUCGAAGUGAUAAAUGAUGUUUCAUUGUUUUCCAUAUUUUUACAAACUGCAUUGGAUAGAUAAAACUGAAAGGAACAUAUUCUAGUGCUGGAUUUUCAUUUACGUCUUUUAAACAUGCAUUUCUAAGGAUGCAUAACCUGGAAUUUUCCAGCUGUACUACUGAUUGUUGCUGUAUAACAUGAUCAGGAUUGAUGUAGGUGAUUAUUGUAGCUUGAUUUCGUUUUUCCACCAAGGCAAUAGAGAUGCAUAUACUGCUUAUGAAUUUUGAACUGUUUUGUAUCUUUUGCUGAGCAAAUCUCUGAACCCUACUCUUAUUAGUCUCGAGAUCUUUGGGGAAAAGAAGCUACUUUUAGGAAUUCCAGAAGUGUAUUAACAGAGAAGAGAGUAAACUUAAUUUUCUGGAAUUUGAUUGGUGAAAUUAGAUUUACUGUAAUAAAUUCUGGAAUUGUAUAACUAAAGUUACUGGUUUCCAGGAGCUCUAGAUAGUUGAACUACUCUUAUUGACUUCCAAUUUGUAUGCUGGAGCAAAUUCAAAAUUGCUGAAAGAGAGUUGCUAAGUUGCUGCACGUGAGAAACUUGUGAAGAUCAGUGAGCAAUUCAAUUUAUGCCUUCUACGAUAACAAUUGUUGGUAUUACAAUAUCUUCAAUCUUCUCAAGAUUAAAGACUUAAAAACUCAUGGAUAUUGAGUUUGGGAGCUCAAAUCUGAAACCAGAAUUUCAGAAAACAACCUUAAUUCUGAAAUUUCUAUUUGGUAUGAUUCCUGGAGUUUGAAUUCAGAUAUUGUAAAAGAAAAUAAGUUCAUCUCAAAGACUCUCUAGGUGACUUAUGGUAGCUUUUAAACCUAGUAUACUGCCUUUACGUGAGAAGGUAUAAGGUCACAUUUCCUCCCCAGCUGAUGUGCAUUUGAUUCCUGAUACUGGCCUGUACAGUAGUGGCCUUUGAUACUUUCUGAUUUGGAAGUGCAGAUGAGCUCUCUUUACCUUAAAAAAAAAACCUAGAAGUUUGCUUGAGAGACUUAAGGGAUUGAUGUAGGAACAAAAUGUUGAAUUGCUGGAAUUCUGGUCAAGCUGCAGGACCUAAUCUAAAACUAAGAAGCUGAUUCUGCAACCUUCUUAUUUUUGUGGGUGCUAGUUCUUGUAUCAAGCUACAGACCUUUGGUUCCUUGUAAUCACAGGCUUUCUAUUAUUCUUCUUCUUCUAUAAUUUUCAUUGUUUUCAUGCUUAUGAAAAGCUAGAGCCAUUCUAAAACAAGAACAGCAGAAACUAAUUUACAAUUGUGUAAAAUCUGAAACUGAAGAACACCAAAAACAAAGUGAGGAAAAUAGCAGAAUCUGCAGAGAAGUAGUUAUUGACAUUAAAUGAAGGCUGCUGCUAGAUUUUCUGUUAGCUGGGGAGUCUUGAAGCUAACAGAAAAUCUAGACUCACAGAACUAAUAUUAUCUCAUCAAUUAGUGGGUUCAUUGCUUAUGUGAAAUUGAUUGUGGUUGAGGUUUGAACUAGACUGUAAAAUACGAUUUAAACCAUUGUUCUUCUGGAAUUUAAGCUUGAAAAGAAUGCUGAAUCAGAUUUCUAAAACCAUGUUUAGUGCAGUACUUACUUUCAAGUGUUUUAACCAGUCAUGGAGUUUUGAUUUGGUACUUCAUCAAGACUAUAAUAGCCCCUGCAGUCAUAUAAGAUACUUUUUCCAGAAUCUGUAGCAGCAGAUGUUAGAAUCAGAUUCCAAUUACAGAGUACAACAGCACCUUAUAACUUUGAUUAUUUUACUUCAUUCUAUGAUGUUUUCUAUUGUCCGAGACGGCCAACAUUUUAAGUGUGGGGGAGGGACAUCUUCUUCAUGAUUUGAGUUUGUUUUAGCUUCAAGUUUCUGGAAUU
Molecule: messenger RNA, 5836 nt
Organism: Zingiber officinale
Lineage: Eukaryota; Viridiplantae; Streptophyta; Magnoliopsida; Zingiberales; Zingiberaceae
Exons: 2
Coding region: 1-1125 (374 amino acids)
Source: RefSeq, a predicted model, not a curated record